Messenger RNA from Ramularia collo-cygni, 618 nucleotides. RefSeq lists its product as uncharacterized. Lineage: Eukaryota; Fungi; Ascomycota; Dothideomycetes; Mycosphaerellales; Mycosphaerellaceae. The transcript is spliced from 2 exons. The coding region runs from base 1 to 618 and encodes 205 amino acids. The record is from RefSeq and is a predicted model, not a curated record.
AUGGCCGUGAAGUGGACCCCGGCUCGCGACCAGAAUCUCCUGCUCCUGAUCAUCGCGGACGUCAAAGUCGACUUCGGUCAGCUCGCGACUAAGUGGAAGCAGGCCUUUCCAGAUGAGGACUUCCAUCCUACCGCCAAAGCCGUGUCGGAGCAUGUUGCUGCCUUGAAGCGCAAGAUCGGUGGCAGCUCUGGCAGGAGUGCCGUGGCCGUCUCUACCCCAAAAAGCAAGCCCAGAGUCCCGAAUGGUCCGCAAAAGACUCCAGUCAGCAAGGGAAAGCGGGCACGCUCCGAAAUGAUGUCGGCCGACGAUGACUCUGAGGCGGAGAAGGCGAUCGACUUCGACACACCCCUUCCAAAGCGCACCACCCCAAGCCGCCGCAGUGCUAUCAAGAAGUACACCAAGGAAGUCAGUGACUCGGAGGACGACAAUAUGGUCGUCAAGGCAGCCAUCGCAUCGCCGAACACUGACGGCCCCGUCCACACGCCGGGCAACAUUAUCAGUCCUCGCCCCAGCAUCGCUCGUUCGAAAUCCAACCGGCCCAAUCUUGGCUACUUCAAGGAGAGCGACGUCGACGCAGAGGAUGAGGAAGACCUCUCCGAUUUCACGCCCUUUACUUGA